AUGGCAAGCCAACAGCCCCUUGCUCUCAUCAUCGGAUCCACGGGUGCCACUGGUAAUGGUAUCACCAAGGCCCUAGCCGCCUCGGGAAACUUCCUUGUGGCGGCCCUUGUCCGCCCAUCUUCCCUCCAGAAGCCGGCCGUCUCCGAGCUCCGAGCUCAGGGCGUUGAGAUUCGCGCGGGCGACAUCAAGGACGACUCCGAGAGCCUCAAGAACGUCCUCGAGGGUGCGGACAUCCUUAUCAGCGCCGUCGCCGUCUUUGUCAUCCCGGACCAGCGCGACAUAUUCCGAUUGGCGAAGGAAGUCGAUGUCCAGCGCGUCAUCCCCUGCGACUUCGGCACCGCAUACCGCACACCUUCAUAG
Messenger RNA from Dichomitus squalens LYAD-421 SS1, 360 nucleotides. Its product is annotated as NAD(P)-binding protein. The transcript has 2 exons. The coding region runs from base 1 to 360 and encodes 119 amino acids. NCBI's taxonomy places the organism in Eukaryota, Fungi, Basidiomycota, Agaricomycetes, Polyporales, Polyporaceae. The record is from RefSeq and is a predicted model, not a curated record.